Molecule: messenger RNA, 365 nt
Organism: Sinocyclocheilus grahami
Lineage: Eukaryota; Metazoa; Chordata; Actinopteri; Cypriniformes; Cyprinidae
Product: structural maintenance of chromosomes protein 4-like
Exons: 2
Coding region: 9-365 (118 amino acids)
Source: RefSeq, a predicted model, not a curated record
CGUGAACCAUGCCUGCGAAAACCAAGAGCUCGACGGCCGCGAAGAGAGCGGUGGAGUCCAACGAGGAGCAGAGUGCCGCCCGCAGACCCCCGAGCGCCGCUGCGGAGCACGGUGAGACCGAUGCGUCUCCGGGCGAGUCUGCUGAGGAGCUGGAUAACCGCAGUCUGGAGGAGAUCCUCACCAGCAUCCCUCCUCCGCCGCCUCCCGCCAUGAGCUCCGAGCCCGGGGCCCCGCGCCUCAUGAUCACACACAUCGUCAACAGAAACUUCAAGUCCUACGCCGGAGAGCAGAUUCUGGGCCCCUUCCAUAAGGUAUCUGCAGCCCGUCUGCUCCAUGUCUUUGAAUCAGCUGUGUUCUGUUUUUAG